CUGGACAAUGUCAAGAUGUUCAAAAUUACAAUAUCAGCUUAACAUGGAUGAAUGCAACUUCAAAAUGUGGUGCAGACGGACUUGAACAUGAUGCAACGAUUCUUUCUAAACUGUCUGUAUUACGUCAGAAACAGUUUUGGAUAGGUAUAGGUAUUUACCAAAAAGUUACUUCUUGGAUGGAAGUGUUGGGAUGUUACCAGUUGCAAGAGCAAAGAGACAUAUUUUUGGAGUCAUCAACCGGAUUAUGCUUAUGGAAAUGUAAUAAUACGAAAUAUUUUAGCUAUAAGAAACAUCUGCAAGAAUGCAUGUGUCUAAAACAUGUUAAAGAGGACAUUUACUUUAGAUCGAAGCUAAGUUUAGAUAAGUGCAAAAAAUACAACAAAUCUGAAGCAGUAUUAGUUCAUAAGGUCUUUAAUGGUGAUUAUCAAAGAAGUGGCAACGAUGACGAAAUGUGCAUGACCUUUAUGUGCAGGGGAAAUCAACCACAACUAUAUGAAACACAUUGUAUGACUACAAAUAUAAGUAUCCAAGGCUUGUGCGAAGAUGGAAAUCCCUCAUUAGAUGCAAGAUACUGGGGAUUGCCUUAUUCCACACAACUUGAAAAUUGCAAAAAGAGAAACAUGUUGCUCUUGCGCUCUAACGCGUGUACGAACAGAACCGUCUGGGAAAGAAUAUGGACAAAUAUUUUUCGAGAAAAUAUUGAAGUAGAGAUUCCAGGAGGAGAUAACAAUAGGAUCCCGGUUCGAUGCUUAUCGGCAAACAUAUCUGUAACAGAAAUAAAAGAUUUACAAAUUUCACAGGAAAACUGUACAUCAAAAUUGAAUUGGUUUGUCUGCAAAAAAAUUAAUUAUUAUUUUUUGCUCUCAUAG
Molecule: messenger RNA, 869 nt
Organism: Mytilus californianus (California mussel)
Lineage: Eukaryota; Metazoa; Mollusca; Bivalvia; Mytilida; Mytilidae
Exons: 6
Coding region: 48-869 (273 amino acids)
Source: RefSeq, a predicted model, not a curated record